AUGUCAUCAUCAUCAUCAAUCAUUACAUCUCUUGCACUUAUUGGUCAACAAAUUACUAUUUAUUGUGGUAUAUCUCUUCUUAUUGCAGGUACAUUAGGUGGAUUUAUUCUUACUAUUGUAUUUCUUAGUCUUCAAGUAUUUCGACAAAGUUCAUGUGCAUUCUACUUAACCAUUAUGUCAAUUGUUAAUAUCGGUCAAUUGUUCACAGGUCUCUUAUCUCGUAUUAUGAUUACAGGAUUUUCUAUUGAUUGGACUACAACUUCAUUAUUCUAUUGUAAAUUUCGAUUAUAUUUUGCAAAUGUUUGUGCACAAACAUCUUCAACAUGUUUAUGUUUAGCAAUUAUAGAUCAAUAUUUUGCUACUUCUGCUCAUCCCCGAUGGCAACAGUGGAGUAAUAUCAAAAUAGCUCAUCGUUUAAUCACAUUAUUCAUUAUUAUUUGGGUCUUAUGUGAUAUACCAUUUUUAAUUUUUUACAAUCAGAUUUACUCUACAAGUAUAAACAAGGUUACUUGUGUUAGUACAAGCACUAUUUUCACACAAUAUCGAAUUUAUUUUAAUGCUCCUGUUCUCGGAGGAUUUCUACCUGUCUGUAUUACAUCAUUCUUUGCAAUUAUGGCUUAUCUUAAUGUGCAACGCAUUGCGUACCGCACAGUACCUCUCGUCAGACGAGAACUAGAUAAACAAUUGGCCUCCAUAGUUCUGGUGCAAAUUCCCUGUACUAUUAUUUCUACUGUACCAUAUGCUAUUACAAAUAUUCUAACAUCAAAUCAAAACUUAAUGGCUAAUCAAGUUACCUGGGCACAAAUACAAUUUGCUUCUUCAAUGUCUCUCUUGUUACUCUAUGCUGGAUCUUGUACUCUAUUUUAUGUUUGUAUAUUGGUGUCAGAACGAUUUCGUCGACAGUUGAUGUUUGUUUUAACAAAGAUCUUUUGUCACCGAUGGACAGGACCAAAUGAAGUUGCUCCUGUUCAGAUAGCAAUAGAAGCAUAA
Messenger RNA from Adineta steineri, 990 nucleotides. The record is from the annotation of a GenBank genome assembly. NCBI's taxonomy places the organism in Eukaryota, Metazoa, Rotifera, Eurotatoria, Adinetida, Adinetidae.